ACAGUUCGCCGCGGGGUGGACACUAAACAAACAUCAAAAGUCCACGACAUGCCGUCCAUCGUCAUCGGCGCACGCGACGAAGACGACGAGGAAAGUCCGGUCUUCGCAGCGCCUCCGGAGCCUCCGGUGCCAGUUCCAUCACUGCGGGUCCUCUUUGUAGACGAUGAUGUUUUGAACUCGUCACCUGACCCUCGGGCAAUGCGCUUGGAUGACGAGCCCUGCAGGGUGCUGCAAAGUUUGCUGGUUCGGACUGAUGCCAAAAUGGUCCUGACCAGCCACUGGAGACGGCACAAGGCCUAUGUGUUGGAGGUUCUUGGGAACUAUGGAGUGUUGCCCAAACGCGAGGUGGACACAACACCUUUCAAUGCCGAUACGUCCAGGAGGGACUUAGAAAUCUUGCAGUGGCUGAACACCCAUCGGCAGGAGGUGGCCGCAUGGUUCGUGUUGGACUCGCAGACCUUGCUGCAGCACCCGGGCCCGGCUGCGCGGCUGGAAGGCCACGUGCGCCAGGUGCAGGGCAGCCUCAGUGCCGCCGAUACUGCGGCAGCGGAGGCGGUGCUGGGAACGGCAGUGCCCACGCCCUUGGAUGGGCUGAAGAUGGAUGAAGAGUUGGUCUUCAAGAUGCAGGAUGUCAUGAUGCUGUUGUCUUCCUCGCCGCAGUUCCAUCCGCCGCCAAGAGCGACUGAAAACUCAAGUGCUGCGAGUGAGUUUGAUCGGCUUCUGCAAGAAGCGAAGCAACGCUUUCGCUGAUCUCUUGGCAUGCUGGCUCAAGCUUCUCAAAGGUGAGUUGGGCGAGGCAAAAUGCCUCCACAGCUACCAUUCGCAGAGACAAAAA
Molecule: messenger RNA, 835 nt
Organism: Cladocopium goreaui
Lineage: Eukaryota; Dinophyceae; Suessiales; Symbiodiniaceae
Source: the annotation of a GenBank genome assembly